Messenger RNA from Exophiala aquamarina CBS 119918, 315 nucleotides. RefSeq lists its product as uncharacterized. The record is from RefSeq and is a predicted model, not a curated record. The coding region runs from base 1 to 315 and encodes 104 amino acids. NCBI's taxonomy places the organism in Eukaryota, Fungi, Ascomycota, Eurotiomycetes, Chaetothyriales, Herpotrichiellaceae. The transcript has 4 exons.
AUGAAUACUACAACCCUCUUGCGAAUGCAGCCGCUUCGGGCAACUGCAUUCCGACAGCCAGCUUUUCGGCAAGCCGCUCUUAGACAAGCCCGACCCUUCCACAACUCGAGGGCUGUGUUUAGAGUAAAGGAAGAGGAACAAAGUGCCCACACAAUUACCCAGAGACUCAAGACCCUCAAGAAGAUCCCCCCGGAGUUGCUUCCUCUCGGCGUCGUCAUUGCCUUUGCCUUGUUCGCUGCCACUUUUGCGAUGGGACGAAAGCUGUUUACAGAUAAAACACUCCGCCUCCACAAGAACCCUCCAAAGGAGCAUUGA